Messenger RNA from Erigeron canadensis, 1286 nucleotides. RefSeq names its product leucine-rich repeat extensin-like protein 3. The record is from RefSeq and is a predicted model, not a curated record. NCBI's taxonomy places the organism in Eukaryota, Viridiplantae, Streptophyta, Magnoliopsida, Asterales, Asteraceae. The transcript has 3 exons. Gene Ontology annotation, molecular function: metal ion binding. The coding region runs from base 219 to 1007 and encodes 262 amino acids.
AUGGACCUCUUUUUAUAUUUCAUAGUCGAUAAUUAGUAGUGAAUUUUACUCCAUCCAUCCAACAUCUUCCUUUCUCUCUCUCUCUACAAUAUGAUACUACUUUGAUCAGUUAAAGAAAUAACAAUAAUAUACUACUACCAAAAAAAAAAAAAAAGUGGUCUUAAUUUCCGAUCGAUCUUUCAAUUUCAGUUCCAAAAGAGACAGAGGGUGAUCAAUAGAUGGCGCCAGCACACAAUGAGGAAAAGGUUACUGUGAUGAUCUUGGAAGUUGAUCUGAAAUGUCAUUGCUGUUACAAGAAGGUCAAAAAACUCCUCUGCAAAUUCCCCCAAAUAAGAGAUCAAAUGUUUGAUGUGGAUAAAAACAAGGUAAUGAUCACGGUCGUAUGCUGCGAUCCGGAACGGAUUAGAGACAAGCUAUGUUGUAAGGGUGGCAAGGCCAUUCAGUCCAUUGAGAUUGUUGAAAAUAACAAACCUAAACCGCAACCACCGCCUCCUUCUAAGCCGCCGCCUCCUAAACCACAACCCCCAGUUGAACCGCCGCCUAAAAACCACCCCCCGCCGCCUGCGCCUGAGAAACCCAAACCUUCUCCUCCAGCUGUUGUUGUUCCUCCUCCUGGACCCAAACCUGCACCUCCUAAACCUGAUCCUCCUCCGCCCAAACCCGAUCCUCCACCGAAACCCAACCCAAUGCCACCUCCCGUUGACCCAAAACCUAACCCACCCCCACCCCAACCCCAACCCGAGCCUAUGCCUAUGCCGUAUCCAACGGAUUGUGGGUACCCACAGCCUUUCUGCCCUCCUCCUGUCUCAGUAUGUUGCCAGGAGUGCUAUGAAGGUCGUGGUGGAGGCCCGUGUCACUAUGGGUACGGUAGACCCGUACCACCCCCACCGGGCGCAUGCUAUGACGGCUCCUACGGAUACCCAAACCCUUGGAACAGGCCCUAUUGUGUCAGCAGAUGUGGUGAAUGUUUUAGUGAAGAAAAUCCACAUGGCUGCUCAAUCAUGUAAUCCGGCGCCGCCUAUCUUUUUAGUUUUGAUGAUCAACAUCUGGGAAAGAUGAAAAUUUCUCCUUUUUAUGCAUUUGUACGUGGCUGAAAGAUGAGAAAAAGAGAGAGAUACAUAGCACCAACUUUUUAUUCUUUCAUACAUAGUAAUACAAUUAUAAUAAGGUGCAUAUAUAUACUGAUAUAUACAUAGCAGUUGUAAAUUUUAUACAAUAUAUUUAGGGGAUCAAGAUGAUCUCCGAAUUGAAUAAAGAUUAUAUACAAUUUUUCUUUGCUUCUUAAA